AUGCAGCUGCAACACUCUCUUGUCCUUCUCGGCGCCGUACUUGGCGAAUUGGGUCUUGCCAUCCCGGUGGAGGAUAGUCCUCGUCAGCGCCUGUUAGAUGGUAAACCGUUGCCUGGAAAAUAUAGAAACGAGAAGAGCCCAUACACGCCGGGCUUUAAGGACCCUCUCGAUAGGCCCGUCGACACAGUUGGGGACGAGUUGGACCCAUUGCCUUACCGUAAUGGUCACGGCGCAUCCGUCCUCGGGCCCUGGAAUUGGGAACGCUCCCGACAGAAUCCCGACCUAGUGAGGCCGCCAAGCACUGACCAUGGGGACAUGAAGAACCUGCGCUGGAGUUUCGCUGAUUCGCAUGUGCGCAUUGAGGAAGGCGGAUGGACCCGACAGACGACCGUCCGAGAGCUCGGUGCUAGUGUCGAGCUGGCCAGCGUCAACAUGCGCCUCGAUGAGGGCGUGAUUCGUGAAUUGCACUGGCACAAGGAGGCUGAAUGGGCUUAUGUCUUAGACGGCGAAGUUCGCAUCACUGCAAUCGAUUACGAGGGCGGCAAUUUCAUUGAUGAUCUGAAAAAGGGUGACCUGUGGUACUUCCCUAGCGGUGUGCCCCACUCACUCCAAGGCCUGAGUCCCAAUGGAACCGAAUUUCUGCUCGUCUUCGACGAUGGCGGUUUUUCGGAGGAAUCUACAUUUAUCCUCACGGAUUGGCUUGCACAUACACCUAAGUCUGUCAUCUCGAAGAACUUCAACUUGGCCCCCGAGGUCUUCGCACAUAUCCCCGACAGUGAGAAGUAUAUCUUCCAGGGAACUACGCCCGGUUCGAUCAACGAAGAAGAGCCUACCGGCAAAAACAUCAAGAAGUCCAAGUACAACUUCUCGCACCGUUUCCUUGAGCAGGAGCCAAAGAAGACCAGUGGCGGAGAGGUCCGUAUUGCUGAUUCAAAGAACUUCCCCAUUUCCAAGACUGUGGCCGCUGCCCACGUUACAAUUGAGCCCGGUGCUAUUCGCGAGAUGCAUUGGCACCCAAAUGCCGAUGAAUGGUCUUUCUUCAUCAAGGGUCGUGCGCGUGUCACUGUCUUCGGCUCGUCAGGCACUGCCCGCACAUUCAACUAUCUCCCCGGCGACGUGGGCAUUGUGCCUCAGAACAUGGGUCAUUUCGUUGAGAAUAUCGGCGAUGAGCCCAUUGAGAUGCUCGAGGUUUUCAAGGCGGAUGAGUUCCGUGACUUCUCUCUUUUCCAGUGGAUGGGCGAGACCCCCAAGAAAAUGGUUAUUGAUCACCUGUUCGCUGAGGAUCCUAAGAAUGGUGAAGUCUUCUGGGACAAGGUAAAGAGUGCCGCUAAGGAUGAGGUCACGCAACCUGAUUCCGAUCUAUUUUCACACAAGAAAAUCUCGAGCGAGCUCAAGUAA
Messenger RNA from Truncatella angustata, 1398 nucleotides. RefSeq names its product oxalate decarboxylase family bicupin. The record is from RefSeq and is a predicted model, not a curated record. Gene Ontology annotation, biological process: oxalate metabolic process. The transcript is spliced from 3 exons. Bases 1 to 1398 code for a protein of 465 amino acids. Lineage: Eukaryota; Fungi; Ascomycota; Sordariomycetes; Amphisphaeriales; Sporocadaceae.